UGCUAUCUCUGAAUUUUUCCAUCUCUGCCACGUUUUAGCAGAGGUACAGCUGCCGCUAUGCAAAAGCCCAAAGCCACAGAAUUCCGAAGAAGAUCCACACUUCCACUGUUUCUCUUCAUUUUGAUUACUUUAUCAACUCAUCUCCUAUUUCCCUCAAAUCUCUCUUUCGAUCUUUUCUCUUACGGCUCAAUUUGUGCGUUUCGUGGACAUAGUUAUCAGGUUUGUACUGUGAUUAGAAUAGUGACAUUUGUAAAACUCAAGUUCUCUUAACAAUGGAUCCUCAUCAAACAAAAAAACGUCCUUGCAUAACGGCAAAAGCUUAUGACAAGAAUGCCAACGACGUGAAGUAUACAGCAAUAUGACCAUGGCUGAAAAGAAUGCGCUUCUGCUGCAACGACGUCUAAAAAAAAGAGAGACAACAACUAAUCGUCUUCUCGCAAGUAAAACUUAUGUCAAUCUUGUUGAACCAGCAUCUGUCAAGUAAUUUUGCUGCUGGAGCCUCUUGUUCUCUGCCAAAAACAGCAACCAAUGAAUGUGAAGUUUGUACGCCACCCGCUGUGCUUCACAAGGUUCUACAUCAGGCACUUCAAAUGAGUCAAGUGCUAUAUCCUUUGAGCCGAUUUUGGUUGACGGAUUGUUGUUGCCUGAGAUCCCCAUUUAGUUGGUGUGCCAGUCAAGAAAAACUUUGCAGUCUAAUCAUUGGAGCUUUUCUGUCACGUGGAAAAGAAACACUUAGUGAUGACAUAACAGUUGUACGAAGGGAUCACGAACACAGAUUUCAAACCAAGAAAGGAGAAUAAGAAAUGAUACAGCUCGAGAAGAAACCAAGAGAAAACAAA
Molecule: messenger RNA, 839 nt
Organism: Nicotiana tabacum (common tobacco)
Lineage: Eukaryota; Viridiplantae; Streptophyta; Magnoliopsida; Solanales; Solanaceae
Source: RefSeq, a predicted model, not a curated record